Molecule: messenger RNA, 1988 nt
Organism: Dendrobium catenatum
Lineage: Eukaryota; Viridiplantae; Streptophyta; Magnoliopsida; Asparagales; Orchidaceae
Product: riboflavin biosynthesis protein PYRR, chloroplastic
Exons: 9
Coding region: 69-1880 (603 amino acids)
Biological process (GO): riboflavin biosynthetic process
Molecular function (GO): diaminohydroxyphosphoribosylaminopyrimidine deaminase activity; NADP binding; 5-amino-6-(5-phosphoribosylamino)uracil reductase activity
Source: RefSeq, a predicted model, not a curated record
CUUUAUCCCUCGCGCGACCUCUUUUUUCCGGCGAGCGAGACUCAAGAGGAUCUAGCAUAGCAAGUGCAAUGGCGCUUCUGCCGUCAUUCCUCGCUCUACCCGCCUCCUCCCCUUCUCGUGCUGACACAACUUUCAACCGCGUCAGCCGAAUCUGUAGCACUGGCGGCGCGGCGCAUGAUAAUGCCCUCCUCCUUCGGGCAGCAGAGGUCGCGGACUGGUCGGCGGGGCACACUGCUCCCCACCCUAACUUCGGCUGUGUCAUUGCUCGCAACGGCGAGGUUGUCGGAGAGGGCUUUCUCUACGCACAGGGAACCAAAUGUGCCGAGCUCCAGGCUGUCGAGGCAGCAAACGAGCUAGGGCGCGGCGCCACCGCGUACAUCAACAUGGAGCCUGGUGAUUGCCACGGAGAUCAAACCCCAGUCUCCUCCCUUGUCCAGGCUGGAAUUUCAAGAGUUGUUGUGGGAAUUAGACAUCCUCUAGGACAUCUUCGAGGCAAGGCAAUCAAUUCAUUCAGAAAUGAAGGAAUCCGAGUUGAUGUUGUUGGGGAGGAGCUGCCUAGCAAGAAAAUGGAGAAGGCUUUGAAGUCCUGCAUAUUAGUAAAUGCUCCACUACUUUACAGAGCUGCAUUUCAUGUUCCCUUCUCCGUACUCAAAUAUGCAAUGACAUUGGAUGUGGCUUUCAUUUUGAGAUUACCAGGAAAAAUUGCAGCAAGAAGUGGAGAUGCCUCUUGGGUAAGCAGCAGGCUUUCUAGAGGCCGAGUUUUUGAACUAAGGGGCCGAAGUGAUGCUAUUGUUGUAGGAGGAAAUACUGUUCGACAGGAUGAUCCAAGACUGACUGCCAGGCAUGGUGGGGGCCAUGUACCUGCUCGCAUAGUAAUGUCAAAGAGUUUGAAUCUUCCUGAAGAGGCGAACCUAUGGAAUACUCACGAUGCAUAUACAAUUAUUGCUACACAAAGAGGAGCUCGAAAAGACAUUCAGGAGAAGCUCGCUAAAAAAGGAGUUGAAGUGGUGGAAUUUGACAUGCUAAACCCUAGAGAUGUUAUGGAAUAUUGUUAUAGUCGUGGUUGCUUGUCAAUACUUUGGGAAUGUGGUGGGGAACUUGCUGCACCAGCAAUAAGCUCUGGUGUAAUUCACAAGGUUUAUGCAUUUAUUGCUCCCAAAAUUAUUGGUGGCAGAGGUGCUCCAUCUCCUGUUGGUGAACUAGGGAUGAUUCAAAUGUCCCAAGCACUUGAUUUGAUUGAUGUCUCCAUUGAAGCGAUAGGCCCGGACAUUCUUGUAAGUGGCUUUCUUCAUCCCAUUCCAGACCUGUCACCAGUAAUCCCAUCGAUUCAUGAAACUGCUGCUCUUGAUCCAACAGUCUCUCCUUACGAGUCAAAAAUUAUAUUCUUUUAUAAGACAUGGGAUCCGUUUGGAGCAUUUUCCAAUUUUUCUCCACAUUCUAUAAUCAUGCCUGAUGAAACUGGAGUUCCUUGCAUGUGGCCUACUGUAGAACACUACUAUCAGGCCCAAAAGUUUUUGGGCGUUGAUAAUCCACUUGCAAAGGGUUUGAUUGAACAAAUUAAGUCUGCAAGAAGCCCUGAGGAAGCUGCACGCAUUGGGAGAAAAGUUCAGAGAGAACAACCUGAAUUGGUACAUCCUGAUUGGGAUACCGUGAAGAUUGAUGUCAUGUACAGGGGUCUCAGAUGUAAGUUCUCAAUGCACCCUCACUUGAACUCCUUGUUGCGCUCAACGGUAGGAUUUGUUCUCGUUGAAGCUUCGCCACAUGAUCUAUUCUGGGGAGGUGGUCGAGAAGGGGAGGGCCUGAAUUAUUUGGGCAGGCUGCUCAUGAAAUUAAGAUCUGAAAGUCUUAAAGAAGCUACCCCAGAUUCUUCUAUUGUGUGACUCUUUCACCAGUACAAGCUUGCUAAAAUAUGACAUUUGGCGUAUAGAAUUCAAAGUUAAACAUAUCAUAAAUUAUUAAUUUUGUUUUCAGCAAUCACUUUUUUUUUU